Poeciliopsis prolifica (blackstripe livebearer) is the source of this 2452-nucleotide messenger RNA. RefSeq names its product abl interactor 2-like. The record is from RefSeq and is a predicted model, not a curated record. The coding region runs from base 30 to 1817 and encodes 595 amino acids. Gene Ontology annotation, cellular component: lamellipodium. The transcript is spliced from 12 exons. Gene Ontology annotation, molecular function: SH3 domain binding. Lineage: Eukaryota; Metazoa; Chordata; Actinopteri; Cyprinodontiformes; Poeciliidae.
CAGCCGUUAGUAGUAAGGACUAUGUAAAGAUGGCGGAGCUACAGAUGCUGCUGGAGGAAGAAAUUCCUGCGGGACGGAGAGCGUUACUGGACAGUUUUACGAAUCUGGAAAGAGUAGCGGAAUACUGCGAAAGCAAUUAUGUCCAGUCUGCAGACAAAGAACAAGCGCUGGAGGAGACCAAGAGCUACACCACCCAGUCUCUGGCCAGCGUCGCCUACCUUAUCAAUACGCUGGCCAACAAUGUGCUGCAGAUGCUCGACAUCCAGGCCUCGCAGCUCCGCCGCAUGGAGAGCUCCGUCAACCAUAUCUCACAGACAGUCGACAUCCACAAGGAGAAGGUGGCGAGGCGUGAGAUUGGCAUACUGACCACCAACAAAAACACAUCCCGCUCCCAUAAAAUCAUUGCCCCAGCCAGUCUGGAGAGGCCCGUGCGCUACAUCAGGAAGCCCAUUGACUACAGCGUGCUGGAUGACACUGGACAUGGAGUCAAGUGGUUGAUGAGGUUCAAGGUAAAUGGCCAGCAGAGUCUGAAACUUGGAGGAGGCCUGUCCCGGACUAACCCCCCGACCCAGAAACCACCCAGCCCUCCAAGGGCAGGAAAAGGAAUCUUGGGGCACAAGAACUCCCCCUACAGGACACUGGAGCCGGUACGCCCUCCCGUCGUGCCCAAUGAUUAUGCCUCCAGCCCGACGAGAAACAAUUCGGGUGCUGGACAGCUUCCGAGUCCGGUCCGCACCGCCACCCUGAACCAGCGACCCCGCACGUACAGUGGCAGCAGCGGAGGCAGUCACCCCAGCAGCAGCAGUCGCAGCAGCAGCAGGGAGAACAGCGGCAGUGGCAGCGUGGGCGUUCCCAUCGCCGUGCCAACGCCGUCCCCGCCCUCCACUUUCCCAGUCUCCCCGACUGCUGGACCGUCCAGCUCUUCGUCCACAGCUCCAAACUCCUCCCCUUCUCCCUCGCCGACUCCUUCCUCUUUCUCCUCUUCCUCCUCCACUGCCACCUUAACUCAGCCUAACGCACCCCUACCACCAAACUCACCCGCACACCAAGCCGACCCGUCUCCUCACACGAACUCCCAAACAAACGUACCGAACACCAACACCUCCCCGCCUCCUAACCCUUCUCCCAGCACCUCUGAAGGCCAGUCCCAAAUGUCUUCUCUUCCUCUUCCUGCUCCUCCUCCUCCUCCUUCACUCUCCACCUCUUCUUCACCUGCUGAAGGUCCCUUCGUCCCCCAAUUCUACAGCAUGAACCGGCCCCAACCUCGACAACAGACCCCACAGGUUGGGGGGUCACUUCCAUACCGCCGACCCCCUUCUGUGACUGGUCAGCCGAUAACCAACCACGUCAAUGGAGGACCCUACUACAACCAGAGCCCAGCCUCGCCUCCGCCUCCAUCGCUCCUGCAGUUCACCCCUCAGCUGCCUCUGAUGGGUUUCGUUGCUCGAGUUCAAGAAUCCAUUACAGAGGCUCCUCCUCCUCAACCGUUAGCAGACACCCCUUCAGGGCCUGAUGAGACUCCGUCCACCCCGAAACCUUUAGAGGACGGACUUGGUGAGGAAGACUCUAAAGUAGUGGAGUACAGCGAUCCGUACGCCGAAGAGGACCCGCCGUGGGCCCCCAGAAGCUACCUGGAGAAAGUGGUGGCUGUGUAUGAUUACACCGCAGACAAGGAGGACGAGCUUUCCUUUCAGGAAGGAGCGAUCAUUUACGUUGUCAAAAAGAACGAGGACGGAUGGUUCGAAGGGGUGAUGAACGCCACCACCGGCCUCUUCCCAGGAAACUAUGUCGAGUCCAUCAUGCACUACGCCGACUGAAACCGCCUGGGUCUCGCUCAUAGGUGGAGUUUAUUUAAUCUGCGACUCACUUCCUUUGAGCAGUAAAGGUGAACUUUGGCCGGCUUUUUAUAUGUUUCUCCUUUAGGUUCAAACUAUUCAAUUCAGUUGGAUAAUCUGAUUAUUUAUUGUUUUCGUUGGCUUGUUACAAAGUGUUUUAAUCUCCCAGAUUAUCUUCAAAAUGCACUCCAUUUAUCUCCGGUGAAUUUCAGGUGAUCUGCACACGAGGCUGGUCAUGUUUUACUAAUAAGUUAAUAACUUGCUAAUACACAACAUGUUUUAGCUGUGAGUAAAUCCAUUCAUCAGAAUGCUAGUUCUUCAUUCGUUCUUACCACAAAUACAGACACACAGUAACAAAAGAUAGCGAGAAGCCAGUGUGGAAAUACUCCUGAGAAAACUCUUCUUUUUCUUCCACAUUUUCCCGUUAUAUUGGUCAUAAAUCAGUGUAGAAUUAUUGGAACAGAUACGCAUGGCAAAAAAAAAAAAUCUUCUUGGCCUUUCCAAAAGUUGCACACUGUGCCUUGCACAAUUAUUCAUGACCUUUUUCGCAUUUUGUCACAUUUCAACCACAAACCUCAUUGUAGUUGGUUUGGAUUUGACUUCAUAGUCAAACAAAA